AUGAUAUUGCACAUAUUUCUGUUACUUUUCAAUCUUGUUUAUGAAAUAAGAGCCCAAGAGAUACCUCAACAUCGGCCGACGAUUCGAGUACUCAAUGGUACCAGUAUUGAGUUGGGCUGUGAGCCAGCUGAGAUGCUGGUCCGAACUCAUAUGGCACCGGACUUUGAGAAUCCACAGUUAGUGAGGAGGCUGGAUUGGUUUCAUGAUGAUUCGCUGGUGGCUAGCUAUCAACAGGUCGGUUUUUUUUAGACGGUUGAGGGGGGGGUUGUUUUAUAUGUUAUGGAUUUUAGAUUUCUUAUCCAUUUCUGUGGUUUUAAAAUUUGGUACAACCAAAAAAAAUUAAUUUUUAAAAUUUUUGAAUAACAAAUCAACAGAAGGGACCACGUUCACUUUACUAAAAAUGAGGUUAAGCUUAUCACCUUUUACACAUCUCGUCACCUUCUACCCCACUCUUCCCUCAAGAUCUUCAACUUUCACCCCACUCCUGCCCACCCACUGUUAAGCCUAACAUCUCGGUUUCCACGAGCAAUUCCCGGCCAAAAAUUCCAAACUUUUAAUGGAAUCUAAUCCUUCCGGCUCUAAAUGCGUCUUCAUUUGCAUAUGAAAGCAAACUUUUUUUGCGAGCUGGCGGUGCGUGUCGGCCUGGGAACAAGAAUGCUGCAACAUUGCACCAAAAAACACAUAAGGGGGGGGUCGGGUUUCGUGUCGAUCGUCGGAAUAAUUCAUAUAGCAUUAAGUGUAGGCAAGUGUAGCACGAAGUGUGUAAGAAAAGUGAAGGAAUACAUUUGGGAGACAAAUAGAGGGUUUGCAUGAUUUGUCUGGAGUUGUUUCUACUUUUAAGUGACCAGAGAAGGUCGAAUGCAUGCUUAAAGAAUAUGAAAGUAGCGCAGAACAAGAAGAGAAUAUUAGGCUAUACUGUAAUGUAAUGGCUUUUACAAAGCAUUUUAAUGCAAGAUUUAAAAAAAAAUAAUUUCAAUGCAAACGAUGUUCAACUUAUCUUAAUUUAGCCCUUCCUCUGUCGUUACAUUUUAAAAUUUUUCAAUUUUCCAAAUUUCAAAGACCUAUUCAGAAGACAUGCUUAUCAAAAUCCAAAAGCAUAUUAUCUACACUUUCAAAUCCAAUAAACCCCUCCUUUUUGUGUUGUUGUUGAAAUGCGCUUUUAUGCUGUUAUUUCGAGCUCGUUUUAACACUUUUCUUCCGCACCUGCUUUCGCGCACUACGCUCGUUUAGCCAUCUCCCUAAGGGCAUUCGGCCCGACGAAAUGCGCGUUCAAGGCGGAAAAUUGUUGCGGUCAUUUGGAGCAAAAAAAAAGAAAAUUGCGGUUUAAAGUGGAAAAUUAUAAAAGAUUUUGAGCUCGAAGAUAGAGCAUAGUAAGGUCAAUAACAACAUAGUAAAAAACGUUUAAAAAAUUUUUGAUAAUUUCAUUUUUGGACAAAAAAUGUGAUUUUGAGUCGAAGUCCGGCUUUGAUAUGCAUGUCUUUUUAAAUUCAUAACUAUGUGAAAAUUGUUACCUAAAAUCUGAAACUUGACUUACAGUGGCACGACAGACUGGCCUUUCGUCUUGUUUAGUUUCAGAAGCAUAGCUGUUGUUUUGAUUAUGUUGCUAUGCUUUACACUUUCACUUUUACAAAAACUUAGGCAGAUUUCCUUUUCCAAACUGAUAAGACUGUCAUUUCCAUCUUUUAUAUACCUAUUCAUCUACCAAACGCAUCAAUAUUACUAUACUAAUCAAGAAAAGAAGAUACGCCAAACUCAGAGAAUAUGUAAUAACAUACAUAGUAAGAUAUCGUAUGUCUAUAUGUAGUAACAUAGUAAGAGACAUAAGGAAAUACAUAUGUAAAAACAUAGUAAGAGAGACUACAUCUAUAACAUAGUAACAGACACUACAGAUAAAGCAACAUAGGAAAAGACGCUACACCUAAAACAACAUAGUAAGAGACAGUGGACGUGUACAUGACAUGUCCACAACAAAAUGACAUACGACCACGAAAAAAAGACUGUUUUAAUUGGCAAAUAAUUAUCGACGGCCAAAAUUCGCCCCAUUCUAAUUAAUAUAUCAUCCGAGGAGAAAGGGGGGUUUGUGUACAUCAUCGUAUGUUCGGAGCGGAACUGGCAGCAGGCGUGGUAUUACUUUACCUAAUAAGACGAAACGGGCAAAACAUACGUUAGAAAUGCAAAAAGUCGCAUCAGGAAUGGCAUAUGAAACCAAACAAUAUUUGGGUGAGGUAUAGUGGGUUGGAGGGAUGUAUUGAGGAGGUAUAGACAAUAGUUUAACGUAGUGGCGGGAAAUUGAUCACAGUAGUAUGUCGAGACAUCCUGACCCAAUAUCUGCUACAAUAUACAGUAAAAAACAAGCUUUUAGUAGCUAAAAUCAAGAAAAAUGAACAUACCAAGCAUAACUAUCAAACCAAGUGAAAAUACCUAAAAUUUCAAUCAAAACCCCUUAAAUUAUUACCUAAAAACAAAAAACAUACCAUAAUGUGCCACAGUAUCAAAUGAACUAAAACAUCAAAUAACUAUACCAUUUCAGGACGUCGUAACUGACCUAAGUCGCCAGUGGUGGGUCGCUGGUGCCAGAUACGAACUGAAGAAACCUUUCUACGACCUCAGGAUACAUCCUUCGUUGCCAGAAGACUCGGGUAUUUACAGAUGUCGGCUAGAAACUGAUCCACUGUUCGCUGACGAUGAAACAGGCAUCAACAUUCCGGUUUUGGUCAUGGGUAAGAUCCUUUUUUGUGGUACUUUCAUCUAGAAGGGUUAAUAAUUUUACUUGAAAAUUAACUGUAGAUAGCUGUUGUUAAUUUUGACAUAUAUUUCAACAAGGAUUUUAAUUUUAACAAAGUUAGUUUCAAUAGAAAACUCAAUAAAAUAAAAAAAUUUCAAAAUUUUCAAAUAUUUGUAUUUUCAAAAAAUCAUUAAAAAUUAAAUUUUAAAACUACAAAAACAAAAUUUGGCACACAGAAUCCCAAUGAUCUAUACUAUGUUCCUGCCAAAUAUUACAUUUAUAGCUGUUUUUAAAAGUCAUAUAUCGUCCUUUUCAAGUUUAAUCAAAGGUUUUGCAAACUGGCAGAUUGCACAGUGCAAAACCUCCUUUACAUGUGUCCAAAUUUCAAAAAUUAAAUCUUAGCAUGAAAAAAGCUUGAUUUUUAAUUUCAUCUUAGCUAAAAAAUUUUAUCUUCUUCACUGCCUUCAUUACCGUAUCUUCUCUUAAAUUUCCGGCUUUACCGCGAGCUUGAUUAAGUAUUCUAAUACUUUGUUCUUCAUUGUGUCAGACUUCAAACGUUUUAGCGAUUAAAAUUUAAUGUCCGGCGCUUAAAAUGGUGGUAUCUUCUUCCUCUUCGAACUGCGGUAUCCUGUCAUGUUUGAGUUGGCCGUAUCUUGUAUCAUGUCUCACAUAAACAAAGGGUAUCUUUGUUUCUUUUCAAGGGUAUUUUUGUCUUCCUUAAUAGAGGGUAUCUUGUCUCAUACGAAACGUUCAUAUCUCGUAUCAUGCUUCAUCCUGACCAGCGGUAUCUUAUUUAAACCGGCGGUAUCUCAUCUGAACUAGUGGUAUCUUGUCCCCCUCACUUGUGGCUAGUCAUCGGUCAAAUGUCCAUUUAAGAGGGUGGGGACCGGCUUCAUUUGCAUCGAACGCGCAUAACGAGAGUCUUUUUGGCGGAACGGCCAUCUGGCCGCGAUUCGUCACAACCAUGACAUAACUUUACUUUAUAUCCCCCCUAUUUUACCAUCCAAUCUAUCUUCCCCAUUUAGAGCGGGGUUAUUCGAUUAAGUGAACGGAACUUGACGGACAAGCCGUGGGGCCUUUAAAAAUAAACAAAAAUUUUUAAAACAGUUGAAAACACUUAAAAUGUUAUGUGACGAACGGCACUUUAGGCUUUUAUAGAUAGUGCAGAUAACAAAGAGCGAUUCUUAAACAAUAUCCGGUAUAUAUUACUGUAAAGUGGCAAGUUAUGCUAUAAUUUUAUCAAAAAAUUGUCGCAAAACCUAAAAUAUCUGGCUGCACCGUACAAAAAGUCAAUUUUUAUAAACUGCACAGUGCAAAAAAUCAUUUCAUUUCAAAUUUUACGACCAAAAUCUCAACUGUUUUUAAUGUACCCUCAACCAGGCUUCGGUCGAAUUAUUAGGAAACGCAAAUUGUUUUAAGAAAACCGCCGCUUUUGUCUCCAAAACCUGAAAUUUGAGGUCAUAAGCGGCGCUGGGAUUAGGAGCCGUUCGGAUUAAGCCCAAGAAAACAAAACACACAACCAUUAAUUUGCAUAAUAAAGUUAGCACAAGCAACAACAAGUUUAGGGAAAACAGAUUUCGUAUUCAAAUCUAAUCAAAAGUAGUGUAAUAUAAAUGAAAAUUGAAGUUUGGGUAACACGAGACAUUAAUCAACAUGAUAAUGAGCUAAAGUUUUAAAUUUAGCUAAAACGAUAUUAAAAUAUAAAUAAUUUAGAACAACAAAAGUUACAUGACAUAUUUUACAAUAACCAACAUAAAAAUUUUUUAUAUAACAAUAUCAAAUGAAAUCUUCCAGUACGACCACCAGCACCAGCCAAACCUCAACUAACUGCAAGUACAGAAAACAGUCUGACAAUAAGCUGGACUCAGUCAGCUGGAGCUGCUCAUCGCCCAGUUAUACGUUAUUCUGUGUUAGUCAAGUAAGUUUUGCCCAUUACAAGCCACAAAACCUAUAACGAUUUUUUUUUAUUUAACAAUAAAUAUUGUGUCAUUCUUUAAGUAACCAUAGCCAAAUGUUCAUAGAUAAUACUAUAACAUAACCUUUCACUUUCCAGCCGAAUGGACGAUGAAUCCCUGCGCGUAGUAACAACCAAAGAUAAUCAAACUACAGUCGUCGUUGACAGUCUUCUACCUUACACCAGGUAUGGCCUGUCGGUCAGAGCUGAAAAUCCGGCUGGUACUAGUGAGUUCGGUCCAGAAAGUGUCUUUAGAACAUUGGGAGAAGCACCUAAAGAAGCUCCCAUGAUCCAAAUGCUCAGAAAUGGCACAGUCGGCUGUAUUGACGUUGUGUGGAGAAGUUCACCGACUGAUCACAAUGGAAGACCUGUACUUGGGUUUAGGCUUAUGGUACAUCGGAUGGGGUCUGGUGCGAUGAGAGAGUGGUAUGUAAAGAAUCACAGGCAAUCGUUGUGUUCGUUGGAGCCGGAUUCUGAAUAUAAAUUGAGCAUCGAAAGUGACAAUGGCUUUGGAUAUUCUCCUGCUAAUACUGUCAACUUUCAUACUGAAGAUGGAAGUAAGUUGGGUCAAUUUACCUACAAAAACUUUUAAAAUAGCAUAUUAAAAGCAAAAAUUUAAAGUUAAGGACUAGUUUAACAACAAAAAAAGCAGAAAAGAAGGUUAAAAAUUAAAAUUACCUAAUUGGCCUAUUAUAACAUAAAAAGGAAAUUUUAGUCCCAGAAGGCCCUCCAGAAUCUGUUGAAGUUCGUCCAUUGACUGGCGACACUGUACUAGUCCUGUGGAAAGAACCAGCUGUACCAAACGGUCGUAUUUUGUCAUAUCAGAUCUAUUUCCAAAACUUAAACUCAAAACUACCAAGCUCCAUGGUCAGAUUGAUGGUAAAUCAAGAUUCUUCAAAGACUUUCGCUUACAAUCUUACUAAACUCGGUGAGUUUGACCUUUCAUACCUAAAACUGUAGCAAUUAGCUCUAAAUGUGAUCUAAACCUUGAAUUUUAAAUUCCUCUAAACCUAAAACAAUACAAAUUAAAAACAGGCAGGGAAAGCUAAUAAAUACCUUUUGAAAAUUUCAAAUGUUUAUGAAAUGGUUUUCAGAUGCUUCUACAACAUAUCGUGUAUCAUUAACAUCAUCGACUUCGAAAGGAGAAAGCGAUAAAAGCGCGCCAGUGUCGGUAACAACUGAUUAUGCAUGUAAGUUGAGGUUUUUAAUAGUUAAUGAAUCUAAAACUAUGGUUAACAUUUGAAAAUUGAUUCAGAUACAAAUUAAGUUGAAAAUUCAAUUAUUACCUAAAAAUUUGAGGAGAAACCUUUGAAAUUUUAAAAUCCGCUUUGAUAGACAUGAGCAACGGGCCGGGCCGGGCCCAAUUUUCAAGCCCGGCCCGUUUUUGAUUUUGGUCCGGCCCGGCCCGGCCCGAUCAGAAAAAUUCUAGGCCCGGCUCGUUUUAAAAUUUAAAAAAUUUUAAAACUUAAAACCUAAACGGAAAUUUGGCUUUAAAUUGUGUUUUUAGGUCAUUUAUGGAUCCUAGAAUCCAAUAAAAUCGAAAAACAUAAACGGGAAUUGAAAUAAAAAAUUUUAAAAAAUUAAAAAAAUUUUUUUUCGGGCCCGGGCCUAAUUUUCAAGCCCGGCCCGCGGGCCGGGCCUAGAUUUCAGGCCCGGCACGUUUUCGAUUUUGCUCAGGCCCGGCCCGGCCCGUUGCUCAUGUCUACGCUUUGAAGUUGUGAGUCAAGUUUUGGUUUGUGGAGCAAAUUUUUGUGUCAAGUCUGACUUUUUGGCAGCAAAAUUGAAAGAGAAAAGAAAUUGAAAAACUGUUUUUUCUGUUGAUAUUAUCAAUAAUUUUAUAGAAAAAUAUUAAUCUUUAUUCUAAAAUAAGAAAACCUUUAUAGUACCAAACCCGCCAAUAAUCACGAACAUUGAGUACAAAUGUGGAUCAGAUGUGAAUGUGCACUGGACAAACGAGUCUUGGCCGAUCUCGUUUUACAAAUUAUUUUUGGAAAACAAAGCAAAAAUUAAACUCUACAAUACGACUGAUAAUAGGAUGGCAUUGACUGGGUUGAAAGCCGGAGAAAAAUAUUCAGUACGACUUACUGCGGUAUUGAGCAGUAAAUACAGCAACUUGACAUUCUUCGAGAGUCCGUUCAGUAAACAUCAGGUGUUCACGUUGGACCAAAGUAGGUUUUUGAAAGGGAAAGGGUUGGUAAAAUACGAGGCACCGAUAUACAUGCCCUUUAACCUUGUUUUAGUUCUUUAUAUUACAAAAAUUUUAAACGCUCAUACCUACAUCAAUAUUUCUAUAUUCAAAAAUAUUUUAGCAAAAUGCACAGUGCAAUCUUCUAUCUGCACAUCACAAAAUCAAAAUUGUGAAAAGAUUUCAAUGGCAGGCUUCGAGCGGAAACAAAAGGGUACUUCAGUAUUGUUCAUAUUGACCAUGAUCGGAUGUUUUGUCAUUAUCAUCGUCAUGUCUUCGUUUUUUAUGAGACGACGUUGUAAUUGGGUAAAGAAGAUACUAGAGAAGGCUGAUGAAAAAGGUGGUCAAGAAACAAUGUCUUUGGUUUAUGGUAUGUUUGAUUUAAAGUGGCAUAACUUGUGUUUUUCUGGGUAUUGAUGUUCCUUAACUUAGAAUUGAGAUAACUUGUGGAAAUUACAUAGGUUCUUGUUGUGAUGUUGGUGUUAAAUUGUAGAGAAAUUUUUGCUUUAUUUUUAUCUUGUUAAAAACUGAUUCAAAAGUUCUUAGGUUUUGGCACGGUCUAAUUUACUUAGUACACCCGUUAUAAAUCUCAGGGCGUUUUAACCUUUUUUUAAUAAAUUUGGUGUUAAAACCUUUGCUGUGGCUCGAAAAUCAGCAAAUUAAAAUAUUUUAAAAGCUUUGCUUGCUAACUAUCGUGUGCUAUAUUACAGAUACUGAAACUUCAGAAACCUCGGGCUCUACGGCUGUGAUUGUGUCACGAUUCGAGUCGUAUUUUAGCGAAAUGGCCAGAAAUGAAAACGAAGGAUUCAGACGACAGUUUGAGGUAGGUUUUUUGAAUUUUUGAAAAAUUACUUUACCCUGCCGGCUUUUAUAAAAAAGUUGUUUGUCUAGAUCUAAGCCUAUGUUAAUAUAAGCUCGUCUUUUGUCCAUUCCUCGAUUGUUUCAAGCUUUGUGCGCUAGUUAGGGUGGCCAUUCCUCGAAACGAGUGGACUUCCGGAAUUUGGCAAUCGAAAAGUGGCCGGAAGGUCGAGUCAGGGGCUCUAAUUCGAUAAGAUUAUGCAAAUUGGCGCCGAAAAAGAAAGACAUAAAAUGGGGCUUUGAUGUACUCGAAACGAUACUUUCCAGUUUCAUUCCCCUGAGGCCAAACACCCGACCCAAAUGAAAUUGGGCCAAGAAAGUUUGGCACAAGAUAAGGGGGUUUCAAGAGCUUUAUUGCAACUUUGAACCCAGAUCUUAUAGUAGGAGAUAAGAUUGGGGGAUGAAGUUGCAAUAAAGUGAAGUGGCAAAGUAAUAAAAAUGUAGUAAAAAGGUUUUCUGGGAGAUUCUAUGUUAUUGAAAAAAGUUCAAAAAUGCGAAAAAAUUAAUGGAUUUACUAAAAACACAAAGAUACAUUUAAAAAAACCUAAAAUACCAAGAAAUUAGUGGCUCUAGUCCCAAAAGUACACGUUUUAAUAAACAAAAAGACUAAGUUAAUAUUACAGGACAUAGAAGCGGAUUCAGAAGUCCAAUCAGAAGAGAGUAUUGAAGAAAUCAUCAAUGCAGACCAACGUCUCAAGAACAGAUACAGGAACAUUGGAGCUGUGGAGAGGACCAGAAUUAAAAUAGUCGACUCCAACAGUAAUGACGGGUAUAUCAACGCUAAUUACAUUGAUGUAAGUGUUGUUUGUUAUAAAGGGUCAUAUUUCAAACGGCAAAAAUGUAUUGAACAUGGGAAAAGCAAUAUUGGUUUAUUAGAGGCUAGCUAAAGCGAGGUAUCAUGCUUAGAAUAAACGCCUGUACCAGCUAAAAGCAGGCAAAAAGUUAGGUUCAUAUAACCUUUGGCUGUUACCUCUCUAACUCCUAAAAAUUUCCUUGAGGGGGGCACAGAAUUAUUUGAACAAUCUAAUAGUCUUUAUUGUUAAUAUAAAACGAAGUUACUGUAGUUUAAAGUCCCAAUAUGUCGAGGGGGAUUCAUUACAGUAUAUCGCCUUUGGAAUAUUGUAUAAUAGCUACUGUGGACUUUUUAGAACAAACAAUUUUUUAUUGUAGUGUAGAGAUAUAUAUAAUACUAGAUAAUAUGUAUUUUUCAGAGUUGCGAUGAAAGAAAUGUCUACAUAGCCACACAAGCCCCCUUACCUCACACGUUUGAUGACUUUUAUGGUAUGAUAUGGCAAGAGAAGUGUAAUAUCAUUGUUGUAAUCACAAAUCUAGUUGAGGAUGGAAAAGUAAGUAAAUUUUUUUCUAAUUUAAUUUUUUUAAAUCUGAAAAUGUAUUUAAAUUUUAAUUUGUAGCGUAAAAUAUGGCAUAUAAUUCAUUGUAUUGAUAUAGAAAAUACAUUUAGGUAAAAAGUAAAUAGAAAUAAAUAGAAAAAGGUAUAAAAAAUAUACAAAUUUUUAAUUUUGUGAAAUUCCAGAGAAAAUGUGAUCAAUAUUGGCCGAACUCAUCGAAAACUCCAUUGGUUUUCGGUCACCUUACUGUAACAUUGACAGCCGAGAUGCCGAAUGCCAACUUUGUACAUAGGAUAUUAACUUUGAAGUCGAACAAGUGCUUUGUGGUAGGUUUAUAACAGAUAUAUUUUACAUAUAAUAAAUGUAUCUCAAAUACAAAGGUAUGAAAAUGUGCGAAAAUCCAAGUCUAACUACAUUACUUUCGCUUCCCUCUGUCACUACUACCUUUUCUGAGCUGACAACUGGCCUGUUCUUGCCAAAAAAACCAGUAUCUUGCCAUAUCUUAUCCAAAUUCAUACCUAAAAUACUAUUUUUCAGCCCGAACGUACCAUCCACCAAGUACAUCUAACGUCAUGGCCAGAUCACGGCACGCCAAAGACCGUUUUCCCUCUGUUGUCGUUCUUGAACUACGUGGCUGACAUUCAAUCGAAUGGUCCAAUUGUAGUUCAUUGUUCAGCUGGAGUUGGGAGGUCAGGGUCCUUCAUUCUGAUUGACAGUAUGAGACGACAUCUAUUACAUUGCGAUCAUAUCAACAUAUACGCUCACUUGAAGCACAUACGACGACAACGACAGAGAUUGGUACAGACUUUGGUAGGUUUCUUGAGGUUUUAAAAAGAGUAGGGGUGAGAUGCGGUGGGGUCAGGUAGCGUAGGAUAGGGUAGGUAGGGCAGAGUAGGUAGGGUAGGGUAAGGCUGGAAGAGGGAUGGAGCUCCAGCUUCGGCAAUUACAAUAUUGUAACAACUUUUACUUUCAGGACCAAUACGUGUUUUGUCAUCGUGUAGUACGUGAGCUGAUAAAGCACGGUAUAACUCGACAAUCCGUCCCCAACUUCUCCAAUUACCUCAAGUUUUUAUAUCAUCAGAUGUUACCUGAUGGUAGGAACCGACUUCAGAUGCAGUAUGAGGUAAUUACAGUAAAUUUUGUUAUAAAAAAGCAUUUUAAAAUUAUAUUACACAUGAAUACAUAUGAUUUAAAUCACUAUAACGCGUUUCCUGCUAAAAACCGCUCGGAUUUCUUAAUAUCUAUGUUAAUAUCGGCCCUUACAGGAAGUCUGUAAAUGUCCCCACGCCCCACCAUGCACCAUUCCUCCAGGUUAUUGUGUUCUUCCCGGUUACCAUCGAUCUGACGAGUUUUUGGUCGGUAAUUGGAGUCGAGAAUGCUCCGACCUGUGGAAUUUACUUUUCGACCGGAAAUGUCAAACAGUCGUAUUGUUCGGGUCGGAUGCUGAAGUUGGUGACUUCUUCCGUUCAGUACCACAUCGUACCAAAACAGAAGUCACGAGUUCGAUGCCAUCAACGCAAAUCAAGAGGAAGGUGGUGAGUAUGGAGCCGGAUCCAGUCGAAUUGGUGGUCAGGAAACAGAAUGAUGAACAUAUCUUGUUGAAGAAGGGCAGUGAUGAGGUAGGGAGAGCUACAAUAAUUUUUUUCGCUUUUUAAUGCCUAUAUUACUAUACAGCACCAAUAUAAACCCACAUCUUUCAGCUCUGCGUCCGAAUCGUCCGCCUAAAACCAGCCGACCUCGAACUUCAUACCUGGACAGAGAUGGAGAGGAUUCAAGACCAACUAAUCGAAUGUCAUCGAUGUCAAAUGUUGUUCAUUGACCCUUCGAACAGUGCCAUGCCCUAUGUGGUGUGUGCUUUGCAGAGUGCGGCAUGUCAGCUGGAGCAGGAACGAUUUGUUGAUGUAUUACAGUUCCUGUCGGCGUACCGUGAACGACGGUGUGGCUGCUGGAUGGCACAAGUGAGUUUAUUCUGUGGGCGUAUAGGGGGGAAGCACCAUAUAGUGGGACUAUUCAAACCCUAGGUAACACAACAUACAAUGCACGAAAAAUAACUAUAACUUGCUCAAUAUUUACAGAGUAACGUCGAGUACAUAUACGAAAAGGUUUUGGAGCUGACCACUUUGCACCGAGCUUGA
This is a messenger RNA of Bursaphelenchus okinawaensis, 11206 nucleotides long. The record is from the annotation of a GenBank genome assembly. Lineage: Eukaryota; Metazoa; Nematoda; Chromadorea; Rhabditida; Aphelenchoididae.